AGGUGAUCGGUGCGCCUCCGCGAGCCCACUCUCGUUGCUGGGGGGGUGGGGGUGCUUCAUCGCUGUCACGAAUCCGGUUUGUCCCCCGACCCUGUGCGUGCAGGGAGGGUGGAGGAGCGGGGACAGCGGCGGCUGGACUCCGCUCACCGUGUCCGAGCAGGCCCGUGUUUUUACACUGGUCCCUGCUGGAUGGGACAGAAGUCAGUGUGAGUUCAGCCAUCAUCCAGCUGUUUUUUUUUAUUCUGGCAUCUGUUCUCCUGCUGAGCCUGCAGCCCUCUGAACGUUCCCCCAGUCGCUCUGAGUCCUGUCUGCACUCUGACAGUCAGUUUUCUCCUGUGGUGGUCUAUUCUGAUGGAUCAAUAUGUCCACUACUAAUAAUAUUGCCCAGGCCAGGAAACUGGUGGAGCAGCUGAGGAUUGAGGCAGGAAUUGAACGCAUUAAGGUUUCCAAAGCGGCAGCAGAUCUGAUGAGUUACUGCGAGCAGCAUGCUCGUAGCGACCCGCUGCUCGUCGGGGUGCCCACCUCUGAAAACCCUUUCAAGGACAAGAAGCCUUGCAUCAUCCUAUAGCUGUGUCUUGCUCUUUUUGCCCUCACACACACAUGCACACACAUACACAUGCAAACCCACACACCCAAAAAUAACCACUCUGGAACCGUGUCAUACCCCAAGCCACCGCUAGGGGGCAGGCAUCUUGUCCUCCUAGUGGCUGAGUUCAGUUAAUCAGAGUAUGGGUCAGGUGCUGUGCUACCCCUCACAAAUGCUGGUAAAAUAACUACAGGUUAACUUGAAAGGGGAUUGUUUCUUUUCUUUCUUUGUCCAUGAAACGAGGUGUUGGGUAAACGAAGGGCAGCUGUGGCAGAGGCGGGCCGUGGGACGGUGCAUGUGGGUAACAGCAGUAGGCGCAUCCACGACAUAGUGUUGCGUUUAAAGCUCUACAAAUGCCUCUUUCUUUCUCUGGAAACCUAUGAAGUAGAAAACGUUUGAGAGCUUUGGAGCAAUUCUUUGCUCCCAUCAAACUGCAGCAUGUUCCUCCACAUCUGGAACAGCAGCUCUGUGGCCUCAGCGUGGCUGCCUGCAGCCUUGUGGCCUCCAGCUGUGCCACCCUGUACAAAAUGCCGUCUCUAGAUACGGAUUUGCCGUCGCUGACGUUACAGCAGGUGAUGAGAGAUGCUUCGACAUCUUAGCUGACCUCAGAUCUGCAGCUACGAGACAUGCAGCGAAUAGCUCUAUAAAGAUCUCAAGCUAUUACCCGUGGACGUUUACCGCUUUUAUUUCCCUUAACGAAAUACUUGUUUGUGAACUCAGUGUAUGUUUUGGUAUUUUUUGGAGCAUUACUUAUCAGACAAGAUGAAGCUGUACACUUUUUUAUGGUUUUACUCUGACAUAUUAUGGGUGUGACCCCUGACUAAUCCCUUUUUUCAUGUUUAUGCUAAUGAGAUGACAGAUCUAGUGACGAGUCGGGGGUCUCACCUGAGCAGACGUUUCUACUGUACAUGACACCUCCCUGUGCUUUACUUUGAAAGAGUGAGGUCACAUCAGAACAUCUAUCUGCUGAGGCUGCAAGACUAAGAGAUCAUACAAAAAAUCCCAUGUUCUCCACUCAUAUUGGAUCCUCUUGUGGGAAAAUCCUGCAACGAUCAAGGAUUACUUAUUGACUUAUUGCAUAAUAAUUUAGGUUAUUAAUAAAACAUUGUGACUUUAGAAGUAUUUUAAGGACCCAUCUUUUGUGUGUUCGCCCUGGUCAGGGAUCAGAACAAGCUUGCAGCCUUCCUCUGUGUCCUCGUCUCUUCCAAAACUCUCCUCUUCUCUGACAAACCAAACUUGAUUGUAAAAACUGAAAACAAAGGGGGUAUAAAAAAGACGACAACGUGUAUAAACUUUCUUUCAGAUGUUUAGAAGUGAUAAGUUGAAGAGUAGCUGUUCUGGCUUUAUUUUUUACGUUCUCUUCUUUCUAUGGAGUCCAUGGAACCCAGUCAGUGGAGUGUGGUCACCCUGUACAGUGUUUGUAAGAUAUAUCUAAACACGGAUGCCCCUCACCCGUGAACAUUUGACUUUUUAGCAUUACUUCUGAUUUGUAUGGUGGCCCUGAGGUGUAAAUGAACAACAUUUGAAAAAAAACAGACUUACAUUUGAAAAUACAGAAUUGUAUUAAGCCAAAGCAGAAGUGGCCGGAAUCACACUUGGAACAAAUGGAAUCACGUUUGAAAAAACAGAAUUACAUUAAGCCAAAGCGGAAGUGACCGAAGCGGAAGUGGCUGGAAUCACA
Messenger RNA from Nematolebias whitei (Rio pearlfish), 2267 nucleotides. It is a transcript of the gene gng7, whose product is annotated as guanine nucleotide binding protein (G protein), gamma 7. The coding region runs from base 362 to 568 and encodes 68 amino acids. Gene Ontology annotation, molecular function: G-protein beta-subunit binding. NCBI's taxonomy places the organism in Eukaryota, Metazoa, Chordata, Actinopteri, Cyprinodontiformes, Rivulidae. The record is from RefSeq and is a predicted model, not a curated record. Gene Ontology annotation, biological process: G protein-coupled receptor signaling pathway. The transcript has 4 exons. Gene Ontology annotation, cellular component: heterotrimeric G-protein complex.